Soboliphyme baturini is the source of this 495-nucleotide messenger RNA. NCBI's taxonomy places the organism in Eukaryota, Metazoa, Nematoda, Enoplea, Dioctophymatida, Soboliphymatidae. The record is from the annotation of a GenBank genome assembly.
AUGAGCGUUUCAACGAAGCGCAAAUAUGUUAUUCACGAGCUACAAGAGGAUAUGGUGCUGCCCGAGCCCCCUCUGUUUAUCGUCAAGAUCGUAGGCAGCCGCGGCAACAACCUUCACGAAGUGAGCACAGCUUCUAGUGAAAAAUUCCUGGCCAGUAUGCCGACCAAAUUCCGCAAGAAUGUGUGGAUAAAGCGUGGCGACUACGUGAUUUGCCAGCCGAUCGCUGAGGGGGACAAGGUGAAAGCGGAAAUUGUGCAUAUACUUUACCGAGACAAUAUCAGGUACAUCCAGCAGCACAGUCUCUGGCCGGAAUCGUUCGAGACUCCCUGGACCGCAUCGCGCAGGGAUACUGUUGAUAUGUUGCCCGCUACAUUUUCGGAAGACUCGGACUCGCAGUCAGACGAAGAACUCAACGAGGCGAGUGAGAAGGGCGAGUCCGCCGCCGAUGCAGUUAGUACCUCAGAUCGACCUUUCGUUUGCCAAAAUAAUAGAUGA